Molecule: messenger RNA, 1056 nt
Organism: Rhodofomes roseus
Lineage: Eukaryota; Fungi; Basidiomycota; Agaricomycetes; Polyporales; Fomitopsidaceae
Exons: 6
Coding region: 310-879 (189 amino acids)
Source: RefSeq, a predicted model, not a curated record
AAUAUGAUCCGUUGUAUGGAGUCGUGGAACAAUAUUGUGUCUGACACCCUCGCUGACGCCUGACCGCGAAAGUCGUUCUAACAAUGUCGGUCGUUCAAUAUGGGACGACGCAACAUGCGAUGCCGUCGUGUGAGACCUCGCGAAACCGUACCGCAGAGGUCAAUCUAGGCGUCCCCAGUCACGGCGUAUUACCGACGGUUUGACGCAGCUAAACUUAUAGCACCAACAAUCGGGCAGCGACUGAGGCCCGUCCGUCCAGACAACAGGUAGCUCACGCGGAUCUACUCAACAUAUAAGUCGUCCAACACAAUGCUGAGCGACCUAAUCCUCGUAUCGCUCAUCAUACUUUCUUCCUCUUUACCUGUAUGGCGCGAGAAGGUGGCUGGUGCCCGUGUCUCCCUCCAGAAACGCAUAUCGUUGACUAGAGUCAACGGCACCGUCGAUCGAGACAUGGUCAUUCGUCAUAGGGAUUGGGUUAGGACGAAACAUCGCAACAACGCCGUGUCAAUCGACUCUGCUUCGAAUGUUGAAGACUAUAUAGAUGACGGAGCGCGCGUCGUAGAAACCGCACCCACAUCAAAGAUCGGUUCGAGGCGCAUGCCACCUGGGCAUAUCUCGCUUUCGACGCACAAUCACGGCCCACCGAAUGGGCCAGCGUGGACUGGCACCAUAUGGAUCGGUACACCAGGUCAACCGUUCCUCAUCAACUUCACACCGGUUCCUGCGACCUCUGGGUACCGUCUUCAUCUUGCUAGGACUGCUCCGCGUCCAAUUUCUACAAUGAACACAGUUCGUCUACGAAAAAUAAGCAGCCUGGGACAUUCAGCCAAAUAUUCGCCGAUAACAUACAAGUCUCCGGCGACAUAUACACAGACGUAGUGAGCGUUGGUGGCAUACAAAUCAACUAACAAGCCUUUGCCGCUGUUACCAAGAUGUUUGAAGACGAUACUGAUGCUGACGGUAUCAUGGGCCUAUUGUUCUCAGGCGGAUUCGUUGUGACCGCCGCGGGCGCUUAGCCUCGGUCACCACUCGGGGUCACCAAAUCAGGCAUGCGCC